Mytilus trossulus (common blue mussel) is the source of this 948-nucleotide messenger RNA. RefSeq lists its product as uncharacterized. The annotation marks the transcript as partial. NCBI's taxonomy places the organism in Eukaryota, Metazoa, Mollusca, Bivalvia, Mytilida, Mytilidae. The record is from RefSeq and is a predicted model, not a curated record. The transcript is spliced from 3 exons.
AUGCGAUUAGAUUCAGGAGAUAUAUUUUCUCUAACUUUUAGUGCAACAUCAGGAGGGUUUGUGAAGUAUCUGGAUCGAGACACAAAUCAAAUACAAAGUACAAAUUAUUACAGUGGAAAAACCAGGGAAAACGUUAUAAAUUUUAAAUUUGAUUAUGAAGUGCCUGUCCAUUGUAUUGGCGAUUCAACGCCUUGUUUGGAAAAAUCACCACUUCGUUUAGAAGAAGAUAUAACAAAGAAUCCGAUAACUCCCCACUGGGAUGGUUGGCGUGAUGAACUAUCAGGCAUUUUGCGAUAUUCUGUAGAGUUUUGGAGGAUGGAAUACAGCCUUGAUUACAUGCAGCUUCGAGAACCACUAAUCACACAAACAUCAAACCCUGUUCCAGAUUACUUACAGGAAGUAAAUUUUACCACACCUCUACAAUUUCCAACAUUUUCUCCUUCGAAACCUGGCGUUUAUUCCUGUAUCCUUGAGGUUAGUGAUAAAGCCAACAACUCACAGUAUGCAAGAAGAUUUGUAAUAUUUGAUAAAACAUCCCUGGUGACAACCAGAAAUCAUAACCCUUUAUAUUGCUCUUCUGCUUCAAAAUCGACUAAUUUCACUUGGCAGACAACUAUAAAUGACGAAAACGGACAAACUAGAAUUAAUAUCGCAUGGAAGGACCACUUUGUAAAUCUAGUGCAUGAAGAAGGCCAUUUUUUAAGUCCUGUUUUAAGCUAUGAACCCAGAUUGACUGAUGGUGGUCGAAGAAUUGAUUAUAAGAAAAUAUAUCCUGCUUUUGACGACAACGAAGGUUCCAGGACAAGAAAUGCUAUUUCAAAUGUAAAUAGCAUUGUACUUUUUGAAUUUGCACAUCAGAUACCCCCAGUUAUAAUCUGCAGUUUAAACUGGGAAAAUUCAAGUCUGACACAAAACUGGUCACUAACAGUUCCAAGUAUCAAGGAUGGU